GCACACUGAUCAAAGCCUAUCUCCCAACCCCGGACAACGUUUACUGCAUCAUGGAGGCCUCGCCGUCUCGCAGCGACAGCUUCUCCCGCUCCUGGCUCGCCUGCAAGGCGCCGCCGCCGUCGUCCUUCGAGCAUGUCGACGCCGACGCCGAUGCUGGCCUCGGGUGUUCGUUCAACAGCUCCACGUCCUUCAUCGACAUGGACCCGGCGGACCUCUUCUCGAUGCGGUGGACGUCCGCCCCCAUGCCGGCGGCAGAGCAGGAGGAGGAGGCGGCAGAGUUCGACUUCGGCCAGCUGGCACGAGCCGGCGCAGCGCAGUGCUCCUCCCCGCUGCUUGUCGGCGCCGGACUACCCCUCACCUCGUUCGAGCCGAGAAAUAGCAUCGCGUCGUACGCCGACGCCGCCUUCUACUCCGCGCAGAGCACGCCGGCCUCCGCGGUCAGCAGCUCGCGGCGCGCGGGCGGCGCCAAGGCGCCGCUGCGGAUACUGCUCCGGUACAUGCGGCUCCUUGCGCCGCUGUGCCGGAAGGUGAGAGCGCUUCCGGCGCGGGCGCUGGCGCCGCGGUCGACGACGCCCAGGGCUGCCGCCUUCGCCGGGGCGACGACGGCGUCCCCGGCGCGGCAGUCCACGUCCAGCUACGCCAGCGCCGCCGAGUACUGGUGCCAGGGCCACGCCGAAACCGCCGUGCGGGACGCCAUCCUCUAUUGCAAGAAAUCGGUCCAAGGACAGGACGCGUGAGCGCGCGAGUACUGGAGAGCAAGAAAGAUACAGUGCCCGUCGCUCCCCUCUCGAUCGGUUGCUGCUCCUUCUGAAUUUUGAUUUCUCGCGUGUGUAGAUUCUUUACGCAUACGGUACCACCAGUGUGUGUAUAAGCUUUGCUCCAAGGUGCUUUGACCUUGUGAAGCAUUAAUCCGAACAAGUUAGCAUUGUGAUCGAAGCUAUAUUGUUACUGUCAUAUACACCUCAUUCAAUUCAGGCCGUGGCAAAGAUUGUUGCAAA
Messenger RNA from Lolium rigidum, 998 nucleotides. RefSeq lists its product as uncharacterized. NCBI's taxonomy places the organism in Eukaryota, Viridiplantae, Streptophyta, Magnoliopsida, Poales, Poaceae. The record is from RefSeq and is a predicted model, not a curated record. The coding region runs from base 51 to 737 and encodes 228 amino acids. The transcript has a single exon.